AUGGAGCAGGGUCUCGCCGGCAGCCCCGGCCCAGCUCCGGACACGCUGGUCUUUGUGUCCACCCUCGACGGGAACCUGCACGCCAAGCUGCCUUUCACCAUCCCAGAACUGGUGCACUCCUCUCCCUGCCGGAGCUCCGAUGGGAUUAUUUACACGGGGAAGAAGGAGGACACGUGGUUUGUCGUGGAUCCAGCCUCUGGGGAGAAGCGGACGAUGCUGUCCACCGAAGCCUGGGAGGGACUCUGCCCCACGACCCCGUUGCUCUACAUUGGGCGCACCCAGUACAUCAUCACCAUGUACGACACCAAAUCUCGGGAGCUGCACUGGAACGCCACCUACCUGGACUAUUCGGCUCCCAUCCAGGACCGGGACAGCGGCUACCACCUAGCCCACCUGGCUUCCAGCGGAGAUGGGCUCCUAGUGACGGUGAGCCAGGAAAGCGGAGAGGUGCUCUGGAUGCAGGACUACGGGGCCCCCGUGGUCGGGGUGUACACGUGGCACCAGGACAGCUUGCGGCGGGCCCCUCACCUCAACAUCGCGCCAGAGAGCCUGCGCUACCUCCUCCUGCGCUCCCAGGACAUGCGCUUCCCCAGCUGGGACUCCCAGCCCUCCAAGGACUUCAUGGUCAAGACUCAGCUGCUGCCAACCCUCUAUGUGGGCAAAUACGCCGCAGGGUUCUAUGCUGUGACUUCGCUGGUGCAUGAGGGUGUGGCGCUCGUGCCUCAGGGAGUCACUCUGGCCCGGACCAACGGCCCCACCACAGAGGACGUGACCCUCCGGACAUCUGGCGAGUGUGAGAUCACGCCCAGCACGGAUGUACGGUACCCUCACGGCAGCAUCAUGCCCGCCCAUAGCCAGUGGCUGCUGAUUGGGCACCACGAGCUGCCCCCCCUUGUCCACACGACGAUGCUGAGAGCUUUUCCUGAGCCCCAGAGGAGGAGGAGUGCGGAGAGCCCCCUCCCCCACAACCCUCUUUUCGAGGAGCUCUUGUCCCGCGGCAAACUGGGGGGCCACCCGGAGGAGAGCCAGUACAGGGCGCCUCCCCGCUUGGUGACGGACACACUGCCGGUGGGGGAGGCUUACCAGGACCCAGGCGGCUGGGAGCUGCUGGCUGCUGGCCUCGCCACAGUCUUUUGGGGCGGAGGACUCCUUUUCUUGGUGCUCUGGCAUCAGAACCGAAAGCAGCAGCAGUACCUGGCACAGCAGCUGGAGGAGAAACUGCAGCUCCUGCAGCAGGAAGGGACAGGAGGGGCUUCUCCUGGCCGGGGCACCAGAGAGCCUUCCAACGCCAUUCCUAGGGAGCCACCCGGAGCCACACCGCUGGAUCGGCGCCUGGGGCCUUCCUCUUAUUCUAGAUCACCCAAAGGGGAGCCUGGCCAGGCCCUUCCUAUGCCAAGUGGUACAGACCAAGCCGCAAACACUGACCCAGAGACGACGACGGUGGUGGGGAAGAUCUCUUUCAGCCCCAAAGACGUGCUGGGCCGUGGUGCGGGCGGCACCUUUGUCUUCAGGGGUCACUUUGAGGGGCGUCAGGUGGCCGUGAAGCGCCUCCUGGCUGAGGGCGUCCACCUGGUGGAUCGCGAGGUGCAGCUGCUGCGGGAGUCGGAUGAACACCCUCACGUCCUGCGCUAUUUCUGCACAGAAACCGACCGGCAGUUCCACUACAUCGCCACGGAGCUGUGUUCUGGCACCCUCCAGGAGUAUGUCGAGGGAUCUGCCUCAAGAUGGAAAGGUCUGGAUCCGCUCUCCCUCCUGCGUCAGACCAUGUCGGGACUGGCUCACUUGCACUCCCUCAGCAUAGUUCACCGUGAUCUGAAACCCAGCAACAUCUUGCUCUCAGCCCCCAACCACCGCGGGCAGGUCCGGGCGGUCAUCUCCGACUUUGGCCUCUGCAAGAAGUUACAGAGUGGGCGCCAGAGUUUCAGCCUCCGUUCAGGCAUUCCCGGCACGGAGGGGUGGAUUGCGCCAGAGGUGCUGAGAGAGGACCCCAAGGAGAACCCUACAUGCGCGGUGGACAUCUUCUCGGCUGGCUGCGUCUUCUACUACGUGCUGUCUGGCGGGGAGCAUCCCUUUGGAGACACUUUCCACCGCCAAGCCAAUAUCCUCGCAGGCUCCUACCGGCUGGACCGGCUGCAACAAGAGACACACGGGAACAUCCUUGGGCGGGAGCUGAUAGAAGCCAUGAUCCACAGGGACCCCCAGGGGCGCCCUUCAGCCACGCGUGUCCUCCUGCACCCCUUCUUCUGGAGCCACGAGAAGCAGCUCCAGUUCUUCCUGGAUGUCAGCGACCGCAUUGAAAAGGAGCCGGCGGACGGGCCCCUCGUGCGCGGGCUGGAAGCCGGCGGCUGCGCAGUCGUGAGGGGCGACUGGCGGGGAUGUGUCUCCCUCCCACUGCAGACAGACCUCCGGAGGUUCAGGACCUACAAAGGCAGCUCCGUGCGGGACCUUCUGAGGGCCCUGAGGAAUAAGAAACAUCACUACCACGAGCUGCCCAGCAGCGUCCAGGAGAGCCUCGGCGCCCUUCCGCGGGAGUUUGUCCAGUAUUUCACCCGGCGCUUCCCUCGCCUGCUGCUGCACACCCACCAGGCCCUGCGCCCGUGGGCUGCUGAGAGACCCUUGCAGGCUUAUUACUGCUCGGAGCCAUGAGAAGACCCGGACCAGAUCCAAGCCAGUCUGCCUGUCGCCCAGGCUGGACGUGGGAGAGGGGCCGGAGAAGGACAGGCGCAGGGGCUGCCCCUCCACCCAAGGUGGGCUCCCUCCCUCCUGGCCUCUGUGCGAGGGCACCUUCUCCCGUGGCCAGCCUUUUCCCUCAGGCCAGUGGGAUCCCUCCCCCACUUGGCCCACACACCAGGUCCCUGGCAGGCCAGCAGCCUUGACAGGGGGUGGGUGGGAGGUUUGCUUUCAACAGCCAGGGAGCCCUGCUCCACCCACAACCACCUUUUUCCCCCAAAGGGAGGACAAUUUAUGAGCAAAAGUGCAGCUGAUCCUCCUGGCUCAAGAUCUACUAG
Molecule: messenger RNA, 3008 nt
Organism: Pogona vitticeps (central bearded dragon)
Lineage: Eukaryota; Metazoa; Chordata; Lepidosauria; Squamata; Agamidae
Source: RefSeq, a predicted model, not a curated record